Messenger RNA from Diaporthe batatas, 2115 nucleotides. RefSeq lists its product as uncharacterized. The record is from RefSeq and is a predicted model, not a curated record. The coding region runs from base 665 to 1825 and encodes 386 amino acids. The transcript has 2 exons. NCBI's taxonomy places the organism in Eukaryota, Fungi, Ascomycota, Sordariomycetes, Diaporthales, Diaporthaceae.
GAUAGUUGCCGCUAGCUGGCCCCCUCUGCGUGUGAGUCGGUCGGCCAAGUCCGACGCAGCUUCAUCUUACCGCCUCCGUGGUGAGAUGGAGGAGACAGGCAACACGGCGAAAAAGACCUGUCCAACCCGAGCAUCCAAUGCGUGUUCAGCGAGAGAAACUUUUCCAACUGUCAGAUGUCGGCCGAUCGGAAGUCGUCCUUGCUGCGCAUAGAUGGGGCAAAGCUGCAGGGCUGCGGCUCCGACUGCAGAGAAGUCUAGACUCUUUUACUAUGUUACUCGGACCACAUCAGUCAUGGCGCCUUGGGCCCUCCUCAGGAGAUUGGGGAUUGACCCGUAAUAAUGUCUCCUCUCACUCGGGAUUCAGGGGCAGACUCGCCAAUCUACCUGCCAUAUUACACAUCUUGACAAUGCUUCGUGUGUUGACCCUGCACAAGCACCACCACGGAUUAUGUCCGACCGGGGCUCGUCGCAUGGUGCCAGCCAGCGCUUCCUGCUCUUGCUCGUGCAUGGUCUGAUCUGCCAUCUGCAGCUUCCUUCCUCGCGAUAGCACCGACGUCACCGCAAGCUCUCUUUGCGCACUGCAGGUACCCAACAUUGAACCCCACCCACCACCACCAGCGCUCUCACGCCGCGGCCACAACGACCAUGCGCCCAGCGCGGAACCAUGAAUUUCCACAUAUCGCCCCUCUCUCCCCUGCGGCCGCAGUUCUCCGGCUCCCUGAGCCCCAGCUCGAGCGCCGCGCGCCGCGAUAGCCCCUUCGGGCCCGACGACACUAACCAUGACACGGUGGGCUCCGUCGGCCAGCCCAAGAUCGAGGUCGACGGCGUCGAGGCCGACGACGAGCUGGCCAGCAGCGCCACGGGCUCGGGCUCGGGCUCGGGCUCAGGUUCCGACUCGGACAUCUCGGCCGACGACAUCACACAGGACAGCAGGGACGUCCUCGUGCAGCGGCUCAACGACCUCGCCCAGCGCCUAAGCGGCGCCGACGUGCGCACCGAGAACAUCGAGGCCCUCCACGCCCAGGUCGACGCCAUGGAGAAGCUCCUGUCGCGCCGCGCCCACAGGAGCCCCGCCCGCCUCCAUCGCACGCCGUCCUCCUCCUCCGCGCGGCGCAGCGCGUCCCUGCAGCCCGGCGCGUCGUCGCGCCCGAGGUCGCUGGUGCUGCCGGCCGCCGGCGACGGGCGAGAUGCGCUGGGGAUCAUGGCGCCCAUGAGUCCCUCGUGGCUGAGGUCGCACUUCCAGAGGCGCCCUUCCACGCACCGUGACAGGCCCGACGAGACCUCGGACCUUCACAAGGCCGCCCCCGUGCCGGUGCUGUCGGCGCAACAGCUACAGCCCGCCGAGGCGACGGCGACGGCGACGGCGACGUUCAGCAGCUCGCCCAAGAUCUCGUCCGAGAUGGCCGAUAGCAUCGUCCUGGAGGCCGAGAACCUGUGCGCCGAGAUGUCGUCCGUCAUUGAGAGCCUGCAGAAGCGGCGCGAAGAGUCAGAUCAUCUACACGCAGUAUCUAUCGAGCGAGAGGAAGCUGCAAAUGAGCGACUGCGGCAGCAGGAGGCGCGCAUCCACGAGCUCGAGGAGGCGGUCGAGGAGGACGAGUCGGAGCUCCGGUACCUGAAGAUCCAGCUGCGCGCCAUCGAGACGCAGUGCGCCGGCUACGUGCCGCCCGGCGCCGACCCGGAGCUGGAGCAGAGCAUCCGCUUCUGGAAGCGGGACUGGGAGGAGCUCAGGGACAAGUGGGCCGCAAGGAGGGGCACCCUGCUCCGCGGCCGCGAGGACGAGUCGGGCUCCUUUUCCGGCUUGACGAGCCCGUCCUCGGCGCGGUGAUGGGAAUUACUUGCGAACAGGGCGGCGGCAGCCAGGGACUGUUGUAUCUGUUCUGGGCGUGAAGAUUCAUCGAUACCCAUGAUUGCUUUUAUUCUGCUACACGAGGACAUAGAGGGGACGAAAGUGGUGGUCUGAGACGGAGGGCCUCGUACCUAAGUACGUAUUACAGAUUCUCAAACAGGGGCUGGGCUCUAGGCGAUUCUUGUCAGAUAUAGCCUUACUGGAGCGGUCCAGACACAAUGUUAAUAAUGCGAUCACCCAAUGGCCACGGCGCGAGGCGUCACGUCCAC